UCCUCCGACAGCAUGGAGUUUCCCAUUCCCGACGUGAAGGCUGCUUUGAGUGAGUUUGUGGGCAGUCUGGAGAAACGCAUCAACAACCUGACACAGGGCGCUUUCGGAAACCUCAUGAAAAACCCAACUCCUGGCGCCUCCGCUGACGGACGGGAUGUAGGUGUAACGGUGACUGAGAUGGAUUCUGUGCUGAUUUCACUCACGGCAGGGGAGUGUGUUUGUGAGGAGACAGACUUCCGCCGCGUCGACUUGGCUCCUUUUUUUCAUGUUUCGCGACCAAGACGACGGCAGAUGGGCGUGGCCGCAAUAGCUAAUGAGGUUGAGGUCGCGUCUGCGAGCGGCAUCACACAGCUGCUGAUGCCUAACACUAAAAUAAGACUUGUUGCAAAGGCCACAGCAAAGCAGAGUCACUGCACAGUCAGGCACAGUCCGUCCUGA
Molecule: messenger RNA, 438 nt
Organism: Dibothriocephalus latus
Lineage: Eukaryota; Metazoa; Platyhelminthes; Cestoda; Diphyllobothriidea; Diphyllobothriidae
Source: the annotation of a GenBank genome assembly